AUGGUAGUUGAUAGUCAUUACCAACAUUUAAUAUCUUGGGCCUAUACAGGCUCAUCAUUUAUUGUUUGUAAUAUUAUGGAGUUUUCACAAGAUGUAUUACCUAAACAUUUUAAACAUAAUAAUUUCAGUAGCUUUGUUCGACAAUUAAAUAUGUAUGGCUUUCACAAGGUAAAUAAAUCACCUAGAGGACAUAGAACGUUAGCUGAAAAUCAAAUUUGGGAAUUCUCUCAUCCAAAAUUUUUAAGAAAUCGACCUGAUCUCUUGGACGAUAUUAAACGUAAAUCAAUGGAAGUAGAUAAUAAUGCAAGACGUGAAACGAGUGAUCUUCAAAAUCAUAUUGCCAUGUUACAAGCUUCUCAGUCUGAAAUGAUACAACAAAUUCGACAUUUAUAUGAAAACUUCACUGAAGUACUUAAAGAAUUAGAAGUUACAAAGCAAAAACAAGAUAAUCAAAUGCAAUUUGUGAAAUCAAUGAUUCAUUUUAUUUCUCAACAAAAUGGUGGUCAAUUACCUAAUGAACUUCUUCAUGAAUUGAAUCAACUUGAAUUAUCUUCUUCUUCUUCUUUUAAUACAAAACAGCCUUUAACAAUACAACAAGAGAAACCGCCUUCAAUUUUUAUAACUUCACAUGAUCCUACCAGCACAAAUAAUCAUCCUCUAUUGGAUGACAUCUUUAAUGUUACCACUCGUUCACCUUUGACAGUUCAAACUCAAAACCUUCAUUGUAGUAAUAAUAAUAAUAAUAAUAAUAAUAGAUCAACUUUAUCUUCUUUAGGUCCUUAUGGAAAUCAAUUGCCACCUAGUCCAAGUCCUAGUAUGCUUGUUUCAGAUGAUGAACUUGAUAAUACCAGUUCUCUUUACUCGCCUAACUCACCUCAUACACCAAGACAUUCUACACAUUCUGCGACGACUCAUACUAAUACUCAUACUAAUACUAAUAAUACAACCACUAAUACUUCUUAUGCUUAUAUAUCCACUCUUGAUCCAUUAUCACAUCAUCAUCGAUAG
This is a messenger RNA of Cokeromyces recurvatus, 1008 nucleotides long. Its product is annotated as HSF-type DNA-binding-domain-containing protein. The transcript has 3 exons. NCBI's taxonomy places the organism in Eukaryota, Fungi, Mucoromycota, Mucoromycetes, Mucorales, Mucoraceae. Gene Ontology annotation, biological process: regulation of DNA-templated transcription. Gene Ontology annotation, molecular function: sequence-specific DNA binding; DNA-binding transcription factor activity. The record is from RefSeq and is a predicted model, not a curated record. Bases 1 to 1008 code for a protein of 335 amino acids.